GCUCCCUGCUCUCCUGCCUGCCUGCGCACUGGAUGCAGCGCCUGGGCUUCACCGCUCUCUGCUUGUGCUAGAGCGCCGGGUCUGGAUCUCUCCAGCUGGACACACAGCAGCUUCUCCUGAACUCCCCCACUCUCUCUCUCUCUCCCCGCGCCUGUCCCAACACUUCUGGACUGCUCUGUUCCCCCCAUUCAGAUCCUGCUGGAGAAGGUGGGCUUUACUCGAGCCGCCGGAGUGAGAGGAGCUCUUUACCUGUCCAUCCAGGAAAAAGAGGAGAAGAAACUACUGUGAGCUUCGUGCUGUGGAGUCACUCUCUCUUUCUUUCUUUCGGGAAAAAAAAGAUACGCAAACUGUUCGCGCAGUUUAGCGCAUCUUAUCUGAUCCGUUGAUCGCUCUGAUUAAGGGGGGUUGGAUAUCUUUGGACGGAGGGGGGCUGGCUGAUCGUGCUGAAGUUUGCAUUGAUUGAUUGAUUGUGCGGGAGAUUAGUGCGGGAGAUUGUCCACGGAGAUUGUCCACGCAUCUCAGAUCGGAUAUUUUGGUGCGUAAAAAUACACGCGAAGCAUGGCGACGCUGGCGAGUUUUUGGAUACUGCUGCUGCUGUUGAUGAACGCAUCAAUGGUGAACGGACAGUCGGUACAGAUGGACCUGGUGAAGUCCGGCUUCGUGGGCUCCAUGGUGGAGCUCCGCUGCCAGUUCAUGAACAGUAAGCCCCCAGUGAAGAUCUCUCAGGUCACCUGGCAGAAAUUCUUCAAUGGCACCAAGCAAAACGUAGCCAUCGCCAACCCGGCACUGGGUGUGUCGGUGCUGCCGCCGUUUAAGGACCGCGUGAGCUUCAAGCACCCGGCCGUACGCCAGCGGACGCCAUCGCUGGAGGACACCACCAUCGUCUUCAACAGUCUGCGGCUCUCUGAUGAGGCGGCGUACAUCUGCGAAUACACCACAUUCCCCGCCGGAAACAGGGAGAACACCGUCAACCUCACCGUCUACGCUCGUCCUGUCACCCGGAUGACCCUCACCACGCCCACCAUCAUCGCCCGGGGCCAGAAGCGCAAGAUGACGGUGGCCACCUGCCUUUCAGCCAAUGGGAAGCCUCCCAGUGUCAUCAAAUGGGACACUAAACUGAAGGGCGAGCCCACCUUCCAGGAGACCCGCAACCCCAACGGCACAGUGACCGUACGCAGCAACUACGUGGUGGUCCCCAGCCGUGAAACCCACCGGCAGAAGCUCACCUGCAUCGUCACGUACCACACCGAGCGCUUCACCGACAGCGUCGUCCUCAACGUCCAGUAUGAACCCGAGGUGAAGAUCGAAGGUUUUGAUGGGAACUGGUACCUCAACCGACAGGACGUGAAGCUCACCUGCAACGCUGACGCUAACCCGCCCGUUACUGUGUACCAGUGGAAGCUGCUGAACGGAUCGCUGCCUAAAAACGUGGAGAUCAAAAACAACACUCUGUUUUUUAAGGGGCCAGUGACGUACGAACUGGGCGGGACUUACGUGUGUGACGCCACCAACAGCAUCGGCACGCGCUCCGGCCUGGUGGAGGUUAAUGUGACAGAAUUCCCUGUCUACCCAUCUCCCGAUGGCCGCGGAAUCCCACAGGAGCAGCACAGCUCGGGCGCCGCUAUUGGGGGUGCCGUGGGUGGCGUAGCUCUGCUGGCAGGAGCCGCCACGCUGCUGUUCAUCUUCCUGCGGCGUCGCCAGCGUACCUUCAAGGGAGACUACAGCACCAAGAAGCACGUAUUCGGCAACGGCUACAGCAAAGCCGGCGGCCUCUCCACCCACCCACCAGCGCCCAAGAGCCUGCAGUACCCGGAUGACUCGGACGACGAGAAGAAGCCGGCACAGAUCAGCGGCGGUGGUGGAACCGGGGGUUUCGAGACUGGUGAGCGAGAUUUUGACGGAAACUCGGAGGACCUGAAGCGGCCAUACUUCACUGUGGACGAGGGCGAGAGCCGCGACUACGACGAACGGACUCUCGCCUUCCAGUACGAACCCGAGGCCGAAAUCACUGACGACAUGGUGUCCCAGACCGACGGCUCUGUCAUUUCAAAGAAAGAAUGGUAUGUGUAGUAAGGAGGCAACUGCAGCAGCGACAAGAGAGAGAAAUAUAAAAAAUUACGAGAGAAAAAGUAUCUACAAAUCUUAUGCUCCUUCCCGCAUCUGACCGCACCCCUUCACAACAACGCACCUCCAUCACUAGAAAUCUCCACCCUCCCUCCUAUCCUCCCUUGCUCCAUCCGUCCCUCCCUACGUCCGACCGUUCGUCCAUCCACUCCAUCUCCCUCACUCCCUCCACCUGGUGAAACUCCGCCCCCAUCAGAACCCAUCUAACUGAACAUUAGAGAAAAAGAAAACGAAAAACAAAAACGCUUUGAGAAAACGUUUGAAAAAACCACAUCAACAUCACGGUAUGCCCACAGUACGCUACUAGGUUACCCUGCUACGUCAGCGAAAAAGAAGCGGGAUCAUGGGAUCAUUGACUAAUGCCAAUCACCAUUGACUAUUGACUGGUUGCUUGAAAAUUUUAUGGUGUAUUAUUACCUUUUUUGUCUCAUUUCCUUUGAAGUUAUUCUAAAUGUAUUAAAUGUAUAAAAAGAGACUUUGUAACUGUUUUAGGAUGGGGGUAUUUCUCAUCUUGUGAAAGUCUUACACUGGAUGUAUGAUACUUUUUUUGUUUUGAAUAUGUUUCAAAAAAAGUUCUGGUUUUUAUUUGCUUUUAUCAUUUUUAGUAAGAUCCAGUUUUUUUAAUGGGGUGUUGGUUAUCUGAAACUGUGGAGGUUAAAAAUAUUAGAAAUCCUCUUGUAUAAAUGAAUAGUUACGAGAUAUGUGGUCAGUCGUUUCAGAGUGGACAGUAGAAGACCGUGGAAGCCGUUUCGUCUUAGAGGUUUGAUCUCUGUAGUGCAGCUCUUCAAUCUGUCAGCCAGUAGAGGGAGGAGCCAGAAGACUUUGGCCUGGAUCAGUGGGAGUAGGUGGGGUCUAAAAGCUGCAACAUAACACUUAGCAUAACACACUGCGGAACUGACUCUACCGCCUUUUACGUCGACAGAGAGAGUCCCUGCGAAAGUAUUGAUUCCAACAGCUGGGGUCGCAGGUUUUGGGUCACGGGUUUUGGGUUGUCUGGCUCGACGCUGACGGAAAGCUAAGGGGGCGUGUCUCCGGGUUUUAGCCAUAUGCACCGAACCAUACUCAGGCAGAAAAGGCAGAGACUAGUGUGCAGAGCCAGUCCUGACUCCCUUCCCAUGCUAAUACAGAUGAGACCGGGCCAGUUCACCGACCACUUUAAAAAACGUUGCACGUUGAACAGUAUUCGCGUGAACAAAGCCUGUUUCUAACCUGCAACACCAACACUUGAAAGGUACAAAGGUACAACCCUGUGUAAAAGGAUCUCAAAGCAAAGACUAGACUAGUCUAAAGUCCAAGUCUUGCUUGUCCAAGUCUUUUGGUGAGGCACAAGGUUGGCGUGACCAUUUGUAACAUAACUGAUGCUCUACAGAAGGGAAAAUUUGACGUUGUAAAUAGUAACAGAGUAUGGCUCAGUAUGGUAACUUUUUGUCACAUGCAUUUACGUACGUCCUCAAAACAUGGAAAACUAUAUCCGGACGCUUCGGAUGGACAUCCUGAAGUGUAAUUUUGAAGUAUCGAUAUUUAUGACAUAUCGGAAUUUCAAAACUAGAGCUUUCGGAAUGGUGGAAAUCAUGUCAACAGCCCAUCGAAACGCUGAAAUCAAAGGCUUUUAAAGACUUUUCAUUAUUAUUGUUGUUGUCUGUCAAGGUGUUUUGCUCAUUUCCUUUUUUUAUUUUAACAUCAGACCAAGGCAAAAAUACUAUAGCUCCGCCUACUGGACAUGAAAACAACACUGCCAUUACCACUAUCAACACCACCACAGAUGGGAAUAGAACCACGGAACGAUGAUCGGAACCACUCUUCCUGCUGCCAGUUACUGUGGUUCACACCGUUAUUGCAUCAUAGAAGUAUCAAGUAGUACAAAUCAAGCAUUGUUUUGGGGAGAGUCAUCAAACAACAACCAACAGACAUCAAUCAUCAACAACAACAAAAACCCAUCUGGAUGAAAAGAUACAAAUGUAUACGCCUUAUUUUCUUGUAUGUAUCUACAUUUUUUGUUAUAUGUUCAUAUGUUUUUUUUACGUGUGACCGCAUGUAUGAAUUUUUUUCAGCAUAUUUUUGUAUUACUAUUUUUUAUUUUUUUUUGCAUUCAGCCAGAGCUGCGAUCUUCUGUGCAGUUCUGUCGUGCUGUUCAAGCUGGAAGCCCUGCCAGCAUGAUGGGCACUGGGAUUUGCCGUUGGUGAAUUGGUGGGCAUCUGGCCCACUCUGCUAACACAGUUUUAUCCCCACAGACAAAAACGUUUCUAGCAUUUUCCACAACAUGUUAUUUCCUCUUCAAAAAACCCUCAAUUUAAAUGCAUUUCAAUUCAUCACUGCCUAACAGUGAAAGGCGUAACUCUUUCUGCCUCUAAAGAUGAACACUCAAAGACAAUCUUUAGGGUUACAGAUGGACAAGAUAACCACGCUGCAGAUGAUGGCCACAGAAAAGGGCAAGUUAGCAUUAGCGUUUGGGCUGCAUGGUAUUGGAAUGACAUUGAAAUGACAAAAUAAAUGUCAUUGUAAUAGUUAUUUUUUUCUGUGGUAUAUGUUUUUUUUUUUACCAAAUUGUACCAAAUUCCACCAGAAGUCAAUGACCCAAUGAUAUUGGAUGAUGUCAUGAUCUUAAUUACUAUUCAAAAUUGGAAAAAAAUUGUCCUCUGGUAAAUAUAUAAGUAAAAAUAAUAAUUAAAUAAAAAAAUAUAUAUUUCUCUUCAUCUUUAAUUAAAUUUGCCUUUCAUAACAUUCCACAUUCUGCAAUGUGGCUGUCGCAGUCUCCCAUGUUGUGAUGAUCACUAUGCUGAAACGUUGUAUUGAGCAGCCCUAAUUAUCUCUCAGAUUUGAUUAACACAUGAAUUAUUUGGACCAAUCAAAAAAAAAAAGCGAAAUUAUUCCCACACGAAAAAAAAAAAAAGUUCACAGUCAUUCCUUUGUGUUGUUUCAUUGUAAUAAUGAUUCUAGCUUGUUGGGUGUUCUACGAGUCCUACGACUUCAAGUUUUACAAAUGGCAGUGCCUAUGAUAUAUGUGAGAUGUAAUGUAUUUUUCUUUUUUUUUAAACAAAAUGUCUAAAAAUAUGUGUACAGAAUGUUUGCUCUGAACUGAAAACUAUCUGAAAUUUUUCGAUUUUCUCUGAAACCUUUGUCGACCCUGAAUAAGCAUCUGUUGUACACUCUUAAAAAUAAAGGUUCCUUAAUGGUUCUUGGCUUGGAUACAUAAAUAUAUCAAUAUAUAGUCUUUACAAAGGAUCUUACAAUGUUUAAAAAAAGGUUCUUAAUUUGCACAUAUCAUUUUCCAUCCAGUCUUUUGAAAGGUUGGUUAAUGAACAGAAAUCAUUGCGGUCCUGAUAACUUGGAGACCACCCUGGAGAGUUUAGAUCCAAAACAGAAGCUCUACCAGAAAGACUGGUUUUAUUAAAAUUAAAAUGUACCAAUUAUAAUGUCUAUUUAUGGUGUAGGUCCAGGUUUGGUAACAUCUGGACCCUUAUCCUUGCAGAUUCAGACAUACAUGGAUGGUGUGAGUGGAGGCAAUUGGGCCACUAGGUAAUUGGGCAGAACCAAAUUGAAAAACAAGACUGGUGAUUGGUUUAAAUAUUGAGUGACAUAGAAUUAGGCUGAAACAAACUUAACAUGUGUUCUAACAUUACUGAGUGAAUGUAGAUAUACUUCCUAAUCUGAUUACUGCAGAACAUCAGAGUUUGUCAGUAAUCUGACAGUAAUCAGAUUAUGGGAAAACUGGGAGGAGGAGUCAGGCAAUAUUAAAAUUUUAUCUUUGCAGUCAGCCAAUAAACUCAGUCUCAGAAUAAAAUGUGACAUAAAUAUCACAUAAAACCUAAACUUCACACCACAAGCCACAAUAUGAACAAUUUCUUAGCUAGAAGAUAAAGAUAAAGGUUCAAGGUGCUGCCACCAUGAACAGGAGAUCGCUGGUUCGAAUCCCUGUCAUGCAGCUUGCCAUCUUGCAGUUUGCCGGAGCCCUGAGAGAGCACAAUUGGCCUUGCUCUCUCUGUGUAGGUAGAUGGCGCUCUUUUUCCACAUCACUCCAAAGGGUGAUGUUGAUCAGCACAAGGCAUCUGUGAGCUGAUGUAUCAAAACCAAGUCGCUGUGCUUUCCUCCGAGCGUGCUGUGAUGCUACUCAGCAAUACUGCAUCAACAGCAAUUCAAAAAUCGAAGCAGGCAUGUGCUAGUUUUCAGCCUCCUGGUGUUGGGGCAUUCUUACUAGUGAUAGGGGGAGUCCUAACGAGUGGGUUGGGUAAAACUAGAAGAUGAAGAUUAUUUAAAUCUGUUGAUUGUUCUCACUUAUUUCGACUACCACAGUCUUUUUUGUUAAUUCCUGCAUAGACUGAGACAUCCCAGAAUACUCAGGUUAAGAGUAUACGUGGCUCUCUUUAUCAGAUUUCUUAAUCUGAGUUUACAUGUUUACAUGACCACUUGAGAUUAGAUCAUUAGAUUGCUGCUGCUAAUGAUGAUAACAAUAAACAGAGUUAAAACAAUUAUGGGGGAUGAUAGAGAACAAAUAAGCAACACUAAGAUUGCAUUGCGUUGCAUGAUUAAAUGUUUUAUGACCAUUUUUAAUGUAAUUUUGCGCAAAACAUGAGAAGAAAUUUGACGUAGUUUUGGUCCUUAGAGUCUCCUGGAGGAACUUUUUCUAAAGCUAUUAUUUCUGAUGUUCGAAAGCCCUUAUAAACCUAGAUUAAGGUUGGAUCUGAACUCUUCAGGGAAAAAAAGGACCCUUUUUAACCGAUUUUGGCACCUGUAUUUUUAAGAGUGCAUUUUUUUAUUUGUUCCCUUCCAGUUGAUGUUUGGUGAGCGCAAAAUAUAAAUACUCAAAUAUAAAUUAGUUUUAGAGCACAAUUUUUCUGUUAGUUUGCUGGAUUUAACAUACUGGAUGACACAAAUAAAUAAAUAAAUAAAUAAAA
Astyanax mexicanus (Mexican tetra) is the source of this 7016-nucleotide messenger RNA. RefSeq names its product nectin cell adhesion molecule 1b (gene nectin1b). The record is from RefSeq and is a predicted model, not a curated record. Gene Ontology annotation, cellular component: adherens junction. The transcript is spliced from 6 exons. Bases 559 to 2070 code for a protein of 503 amino acids. Gene Ontology annotation, biological process: heterophilic cell-cell adhesion; homophilic cell-cell adhesion; protein localization to cell junction. NCBI's taxonomy places the organism in Eukaryota, Metazoa, Chordata, Actinopteri, Characiformes, Acestrorhamphidae.